This is a messenger RNA of Raphanus sativus (radish), 1623 nucleotides long. RefSeq names its product pentatricopeptide repeat-containing protein At1g77170, mitochondrial. The transcript has a single exon. Bases 29 to 1447 code for a protein of 472 amino acids. Lineage: Eukaryota; Viridiplantae; Streptophyta; Magnoliopsida; Brassicales; Brassicaceae. Gene Ontology annotation, biological process: RNA modification. The record is from RefSeq and is a predicted model, not a curated record. Gene Ontology annotation, molecular function: protein binding; RNA binding.
UUCAGGAGAAAAACCAAAGACAAAACAUAUGGUCUUCUUCUCUAGUCUUAUCUGCAGGCUUAAUGGUACCACCACUAAGGCAACAACGCAUUACUUCACCGUCUUUCACAUUCGGAAUCAUUAUACUACUCCGGCCAUUGACGAAUCUUCCGUCCCUAUCUCGACUAUAUCACCUCAAGACCGUAACAAGUUCUUAGCUAACCUCUUAUCAAACAGCAACAGCCUCGCUCGUGUCCGCCGCAUCCAUGGCGACAUCUUCCGUUCACGCAUCCUCGAUCAAGACCCGAUCCCUUUCUUACGCAACAACAUCAUGCGAGCCUACCUUCGCCACGACUCCCCUCUCGACGCGAUCCAAGCGUACAUCGACAUGGUGAGAUCGGACGUCCUACCCGAUCGGUACACUCUCCCGAUCCUAACCAAAUCCGCCGCUCAGAUCCGCGAUCUCAAAUUAGGGAAGCAGCUUCACUCCGUCGCGGCGAAGCUAGGGUUCGCGCGCGACGAGUUCUGCGAGAGCGGGUUCGUCACGCUCUACUGCAAAGCGGGGAAGUUCAGGGACGCGCGCAAGGUGUUCGACGAAAAUCCCGAGAGAAAGCUGGGGUCUUGGAACGCGAUCAUCGGAGGGUUGAACCAGGGGGCACGUGGCAAGGAGGCCGUGGAGAUGUUCGUUGAGAUGAGACGAAGCGGGUUUGAGCCGGAUGAUUUCACUAUGGUGAGCGUGACGUCUGCUUGCGGCGGAUUAGGUGACUUGGGGUUGGCCUUUCAGCUGCAUAGAUGCGUUCUUGAAGCUAAAACCGAUGAGAAGUCUGAUGUCAUGAUGAUGAAUUCGCUUAUUGACAUGUACGGGAAGUGCGGGCGUAUGGAUUUAGCGUGCCGGGUGUUCGAGGAGAUGCCUGAGAGAAACGUUGUCUCGUGGACGUCUAUGAUCAUGAGUUACGCGGCUCACGGGAGGACGUUAGAGGCGUUGGAAGGGUUUCGUGAGAUGAGGGAGGCGGGUGUUAGACCAAACGGUGUCACGUUCCUUGGUGUUCUAAGUGCUUGCGUCCAUGGAGGGCUUGUGGAAGAAGGGAGAGGCUAUUUCGAAAUGAUGAAGUCUGAGUUCGGUUUGGAACCGGGUUUGUCUCACUACGGAUGUGUAGUUGAUCUGCUGAGCCGGGACGGGCGGCUUGAGGAGGCUAAGACGGUGGUGGAAGGGAUGCCGAUGAGGCCUAGCGUGGUGGUUUGGGGUUGUUUGAUGGGUGGAUGUGAGAAGUUUGGGGAUGUUGAGAUGGCUGAGUGGGUGGCUAAGCACAUGGUUGAGCUUGAGCCGUGGAACGAUGGGGUUUAUGUGGUUUUGGCUAAUGUGUAUGCGUUCAGAGGGAUGUGGAAAGAUGUUGAGAGAGUUAGGAAGAUGAUGAAGGAGAAUAAGCUUGUCAAGGUUCCUGCUUAUAGCUCCACCACGACGCUCUAAUAAUAAUAAUCACAUGCUUACCUAUUAAGUGUGUCUCUUUUCAAACCUGAUCUACUUUUGUUCUUUAUCAUUGGGGGUUUACAUCUUUGUCUCUCUCUACUUACAUUCAGUGAGAUAGUUGCUAGUACAAUAACAUCACUAUCAUCAACAUAAUUAACCAAAUGUGGCUUCUUAAA